GCUCACGAAGGCGAGAGCGGCCGCAGUGGCUUCCAACUCUCUCCAUUCUUCAAAAUCGUCGCCCGCUCCUCCAGUCAUGUCUCAAUGGCGGUCAACGCACUCUGGCCCUUCGUCAUAGUCGCCAUAGUCUUGCACUUCACCACCAAUGCACCACUCUGGAUCUUCGCAACGGCAUAUAUCGGUAUGGUCCCGGCAGCCAACCUCCUCGGUUUCGCGGGUCAAGAAUUUGCUCGCAAAAUGCCGAAAGUUGCUGGUAUCUUGAUUGAGACGACUUUUGGCUCGAUUGUUGAGAUUAUCCUUUUCAUUGUGCUGAUUGUCAAGCACAAGCCUGAUGAUGGAGAAGGUGAGGGAAAUGGGGAUGAAGGGAAUUUGAUCCCGAUCAUUCAGGCUGCCAUUCUCGGAUCGAUCUUGACGAACCUUUUGCUCUGUCUGGGGCUGUGCUUCUUCGCUGCUGGCAUCCGGAAACACGGGGAGAAUCAGAAAUUCCAUGCUGUUGUAUCUGAAGUGGGAAGCGGGUUGCUUUUGGUUGCGGCUUUCGGACUGCUCAUUCCGAGCGCUUUCUAUUCCGCUUUGAAGAGUGAGACCAUCUCGGUGCUCCACGAACAUUUCACGAAGAGUCAGCUACAACAAGAUAUCCUGAGGAUCAGUCAGGCAACAUCGAUUGCUUUGAUCGUGGCUUAUGUCCUUUACGUCAUCUAUAGCUGCACUUCGGCGCAUUCGAUCUUCGACGAAGUCAUUGAGAUGGACGAGCAUCGGGAUGCUGAUCGAGCCGACGAUAUGGCCAAGCCGAAAUUGACGCUCACCGAGACUUUGGUCGCAAUCAUUGUCUCGAUCGUCUUCGUGGCAUUGUUGCUCGUCAUUCUGGUCGAACAAAUUGAGCACGUCGUUGACAGCGGUGUUCCCGAUCAGUUUCUCGGCUUGAUCCUGCUGCCGCUUGUCGAGAAGGCGGCAGAGCAUCUGACAGCUAUUGACGAGGCUUGGGAUGGAGUCAUCAAUGUUGCGCUGUACCAUUGCAUCGGUCCUUCGAUUCAAACAGCGCUCUUCAACGCUCCGCUUGUGGUGCUGGUCGGCUGGGCUCUGGGCAAACCAAUGGACCUCAACUUCGAAAUUUUCAUGAUCGGCCUGCUCGUCCUCUCAAUCUUGGUUGUUGGCAACUUUCUUCGAGAUCAGGAGUCCAAUUGGCUCGAGGGCGCACUGCUGGUGAUUGUCUACAUCAUCAUCGCCAUUGCCUCAUUCUACUACCCCAACCCAGACGUUGCCACCUCGAACGGACUCGAAGGCAUAAUCUCUCAGAACGUCACAAUCCCUGCAGAGCUCUACAAGCAGCUCUUGGCGCUACCAGUGGCAUGA
Messenger RNA from Pseudocercospora fijiensis CIRAD86, 1350 nucleotides. RefSeq lists its product as uncharacterized. The record is from RefSeq and is a predicted model, not a curated record. Gene Ontology annotation, cellular component: fungal-type vacuole membrane. Gene Ontology annotation, biological process: calcium ion transmembrane transport; intracellular calcium ion homeostasis. The transcript is spliced from 3 exons. Gene Ontology annotation, molecular function: calcium:proton antiporter activity. The annotation marks the transcript as partial. Lineage: Eukaryota; Fungi; Ascomycota; Dothideomycetes; Mycosphaerellales; Mycosphaerellaceae.